Molecule: messenger RNA, 1559 nt
Organism: Drosophila biarmipes
Lineage: Eukaryota; Metazoa; Arthropoda; Insecta; Diptera; Drosophilidae
Gene: hkb
Product: Krueppel-like factor 16
Exons: 2
Coding region: 119-1009 (296 amino acids)
Biological process (GO): regulation of transcription by RNA polymerase II
Molecular function (GO): RNA polymerase II cis-regulatory region sequence-specific DNA binding; DNA-binding transcription factor activity, RNA polymerase II-specific
Source: RefSeq, a predicted model, not a curated record
CACAGUUCGCCCAUCCGAAAGCAUCCCUGCUGCAGCCGAUUCGCAAGUGUUCCAAACGAGUGCUCCGGUGUCGCGAUAGCCCUCUUAGUCCUUGCGGCGAAACAACGAAGACAGCGAAAUGUCGAAGAUAAAUCUGCACCCCCCGCAAACCUACUCCCGCUUGUUCCGGCCCUGGGACACGCAGCGCCAGGCAGCCGCCUCGGCGCCCAGGAUGGUGAAGCAGGAGCCGGAGGCCAUCACCAUCAAGACGGAGCUGGCGAGCACCAGUUUCAGCCACGACUGCCACCGGGACCUCUCGUCAGCGUCGUCCUCCUCGAGCAGCAGCAACAGCAGCAAGUCCAGCUACGAGGACGGCCUGAACCACAGCAGCUACACCCGCACCUCCACCCCGCUCCUGGACGCCGCUCCGCACCCGGUCUUCCCCCACCCUUACCCGUCACCCUCGGACUUGCCCUCCGCCAGCUCCGGGUCCUCAGCUCCGCCGCAGCAGCACGCUCCGUUCCUCCCGGCCGCCAGCGACCUUUACUAUGCCGCCGCUGCGGCUGCAGCAGCCGCCGCAGCCACUGCACCCUCCGCAACCUCCGGCUUUGGCAUGGAUCCCUUCACGAUGGGCCUCAUGGAGCAGGAGUACGCCCGCGUCAUGGCCGAGGACGCGCAGCUGAAGGCCCUCAACGCCCGCAAGCAGCGACCGAAGAAGUUCAAGUGCCCCCACUGCGACGUGGCCUUCUCAAACAACGGCCAGCUUAAGGGCCACAUCCGCAUCCACACCGGCGAACGCCCCUUUAAGUGUGACGUGGACACCUGCGGCAAGACCUUCACGCGCAACGAGGAGCUCACGCGCCACAAGCGAAUCCACACGGGACUGCGACCGUAUCCCUGCAGUGUCUGCGGGAAGAAGUUCGGACGCCGCGACCACCUGAAGAAGCACAUGAAGACGCACAUGCCGCAGGAGCGCCAGCUGGGCCAGGCCAUCUUCGUGCCCAUGUAUCCCUACCUAUAUGGCUACUGAUGGGGAAGUCCCGGCCCCUCGCCGCACCGCCCUUUCUGCGAUCUGUGAAGCGCUUGCACGCUCUAAGCGAGCUCAACCGAAUCCCACGAAACUCAAUGCCGGCCAGCACUGCAUGGCCGAGAUUGGACAGAACUACCUCAGCCGUACCUGGCGCAACAUGGCGCGCUAACCAAACCCAAUCAACGCUAGCUAUCUCCGAGACCCGACGAUAUAUGCAAAUAUAGAGAUAUUUAUUUUUUAACGCAUAUUUACACUUCCAGCUACGUGACCAGUAUGGGCGCACGGAAACCCGCACAUGUGUAAAUACCUCCUUAAGUGAUCCUUUCUCAUAUGCUAAGCGACUAAGAGAUUUAAGAGAUUUUCGCUUUGUACCCGCUUGCACAGAGUCCUACUAGAACUAAGCUGAUUUCAAGCAGCUUGUAGGACGAGCGCGGUUACUCAUAAGCGUACGAUUUUUACCUUGAUAUUAUACGAACGUAGUUAUACAUUGAGAGUUGCAUUAUAUGAAUUAUGUUUACACCAAGAAAUACAAAAACAUCAAAAUAGUUAA